This is a messenger RNA of Bolinopsis microptera, 2206 nucleotides long. RefSeq lists its product as uncharacterized. Bases 112 to 1821 code for a protein of 569 amino acids. The record is from RefSeq and is a predicted model, not a curated record. Lineage: Eukaryota; Metazoa; Ctenophora; Tentaculata; Lobata; Bolinopsidae. The transcript has 15 exons.
GUUACAUUAUUUUAUUAACUGUAAAGAAUAUUUUCCUUAAAUUAGUGUUGUUAUUGUGACUCUAUAACAGUGUUAUAAUAGCUAACUCAGGAAUGAACGAGGUUUUACAAAAUGGACAGAAGCUGCCCAAAACGGAGGAAAACUAAAAAGAUUUUGUCGGACGGCGAUGUUAAGAAAUAUUUGAACAAUAAUGACUGCGAAGAAAGAGAAAAGAUAGUGUACAUAACGAAGGUUCCAGAUGAUUGGGAGUCAGGCAUGGUACUGAGUUUGUACCAUGAUGGGUUCACCGUUACAGUCCCUGCUAACUCCAAACUCUCCACUCACCGAAUAUCUUACGACGAGUCUGAUUUUAUCAGAUGUGUAGAACAGGGAGACAUUCCAGACGAAUUAGUACCGUUGCUAGGAGACAUGAUGCUAUCAAACAACAAACUAAUAGUAACUAUCACGGACUACAGAGGCUUCCCUCGUCCUGGGUCUACCGAGCCGUACACUCUAGACUUUCCUAUAACUACCCAGCACGUCCUCAGUAGAUCAACCCAGAGUUUAGUACUGGAGUUGUAUGAUACACUGGGCGAGACUCUCCCUUAUGAUCAGCUCACCAAAUUGGAGAACUAUCUGUUGAUGUUGAACUCACCUCCUCUAUGCUUGGAUACAUGCACUCAGGUAUUUGAAGUAAAGAGUGACAUCCACCUAACACAGAAUCAGCUCAACAACAUGGCAGUAAGACGACUAAUAACACACUGCAACAAGUCGGAUCACAUUAACGUUCUCUCUGAUAUCGUAGCUGAGAUGAGCCUGGUUCUGCAGUACGGGAAGAGGGAUACACCUGAGUUCCACAGUUCAAAAGACAGCUCGGUGGACGGUAAGCUGAGUAAAAUGAAGAUAUCUACUGACGCUAAGCCACCUAACUAUGCUAAGGAAAUACUUGAUCUCUGUAAAGAACGCUUAAACCGCUCAGUCAGUUCAGCGGGCCCCCAACUCCAGACUAUGCCUCACCUCAAACCAGCCCCCUUUAUGACCAACUCAAAGCAAGGCGCCCCUCCUCCAGGAGGCAGCCCAGCAGCCCCCCAAACCCCCGCUCCUAGCGGUAGCGGGGUUAUGACUCCUAUCUCUCCUAAUCUACCUGUUGUUCACAGUAUGAGUAGUCCGUCCUCCCAGCCUCCUAAUAUACUACCUGCUACUUCUAUACAGUCUCCCAAGAGUGUGCCUCCUGUUAACAGGCUUCCUCACGACCCGAGUAAGGGGAUUAGAGGAACCUAUAACGCCGGUUACAUAGUACCUCCUAUAAACCCUGCACAACGCCCUACCCAACAGCGUAUGACGGUACCCAUGAUGCAGAUGGGUCAAGGAACACAGCAACAAUCCCCUAUAAUGCCACAGCCUGGUGGCAUUAUACGCGGUCAGAUAAUGCACAUGGCACAACCACAACAACUCAGACCAGUCAGUGCUGCUGGACGGAUUGAUAAUUCGAUGAACAGUCCCCGACCAAAUGCAGCGAUGAUGAUGCCUCAACAGUACCCCAGAGGUUACCAAUAUCCCAGCGUGCAACAGAUCCCAAGAAGUUAUGUUGACCCUGGUGGAUUUCUGCCAGUGCAGCGACCAGCUCAAGUGUUACAGAUAUCCCUUCCUCCGAACAUGAAUCCUCAAACUGCACCCAGACAAGUUCGACCGACGUUGGGACCAAAUCCGGGCAUAGCUCAGCCUCACCAGGCAUCUCUUCACAGAGUUCCUUAUAAUCAGAUGCAACUCGGAAACAUGCCGAACGCUAACAUACCGAACGCUAAUAUGCCGAACCCAAAUAUGUAUAACCAAUACAGAUGAAGAUAAUAAAUUGUACAUCCUGACAGAGUGUCACAGUGUUAACAGAAUAAUGUUGAUUUGUGAUUUUCAUGGUAACAUUGCAGACUCAACAGUUUUAGUAAAGACUAAAUUGAAAGAGUUAUUUUUUAGAUUAUUCCAGAAAUUAGAUUUGAUAACACUAGUAUUGAUAUUACAAAGAGUAUCUCCUAUUAGUAUUGAUUUAAAUCCAAAUGUUCAGCUUGACUCACUUAUGCUAGUAUUAUGUUAUCUGUAUGUCGGAGUCUUUGUAAUUCCGCUAUAGUUUGACUAUCUAUUAUUUCUCAUUCUGUAUUUAUUUCUUCUUAUCAUUCAGAUAUUUGUAAAAUCUCGUUUAAUUUUUUAAUGGUAUCGUUUCACCAAGGGCAAA